Harpegnathos saltator (Jerdon's jumping ant) is the source of this 3014-nucleotide messenger RNA. Its product is annotated as acyl-CoA Delta(11) desaturase. Gene Ontology annotation, cellular component: endoplasmic reticulum membrane. The record is from RefSeq and is a predicted model, not a curated record. Gene Ontology annotation, molecular function: iron ion binding; stearoyl-CoA 9-desaturase activity. The coding region runs from base 572 to 1624 and encodes 350 amino acids. The transcript has 6 exons. Gene Ontology annotation, biological process: unsaturated fatty acid biosynthetic process. Lineage: Eukaryota; Metazoa; Arthropoda; Insecta; Hymenoptera; Formicidae.
CACUGUGUCACUUGGGUAGAGGCUCUUGCUGCACGGUAUAUGGCUGACGUGCGCGGGUCGAUACCACGUGUUGUUGAAGAGCUAAAGAACGCGUGUUGCGUCUCGUCCGACACCAUUCGCCGGUUAUAAGUGGCGCGAGUCGUACCACGCGAUCCUAUUGGCCGGAAGCAUCUCAGCUGAGGUUUAGCGAUACUAUCGUGGCACGACUCUCCUCCUCGUACCACACGAGCCCGCGCGAAUUCCAGUGUUUUUGAUCUUGACCGGCCGGGCUCGUUCCGGUUGCGGCGUCGUUCCACCUGCGAUCGCAGACAGUCUGUGAACGUUCAGCAGAAAAAAAAUAACAAAAAGACAAAAGGAGUGCGAGAGAGGGGAAGGGACGACCAGGACGAAUAAUUCAAGAGCGACGGCAGUCGGUCGGUAGAAGACCGAUCCGUUACGCCGUGGACAUUGAAAGUGUGAUACUCGCGUCUCGUCGAGUUCUCAUUAGUGACGAAGAUUUCGAAGAAGCCCAGAACACUUUCGAUCUCUCGCGGGCGGUGAGAGAUUUACGAGGCUCUGAUAGGAAGCAAGAAUGGCGCCGAAUAUAACCCGCGCACCGACAGAGGUGUUCUUCGAGGAGGAGACCGUGGCUGAGCUGCAACCGAUCGAGAAGAAGCCCAAGUAUGUCAGCCGCAUUGUUUGGAGGAACGUAGUGAUCUUCUCGUAUCUGCAUAUCGCGAGUCUCUACGGGAUCUAUCUGGCGUUCACGUCGGCCAAAUGGGCAACCGUCAUUUUCGCAUUUUUUCUGUACCAAAUGACCGGCUUGGGGAUCACAGCCGGGGCUCACAGAUUGUGGGCACACAGAUCCUACAAGGCCAAGUGGCCGCUCCGUCUGCUCCUCGUAAUUCUGAACACCAUAGCGUUUCAGGACGCCGCGAUCGAUUGGGCCAGAGACCACAGGGUCCACCACAAGUUCAGCGAGACCGACGCCGACCCGCAUAACUCCAAUAGGGGUUUCUUCUUCGCGCACGUAGGUUGGCUCCUCCUCAGGAAGCACCCGGAUGUCAAGGAGAAAGGCAAGGUGAUCGACAUAAGCGAUCUCAAGAGCGAUCCCAUAUUGAUGUUUCAGAAAAAAUAUUACGCCCUGCUGAUGCCUCUGAUGUGCUUUAUCCUGCCUACUGUGAUUCCGGUCGUGUGCUGGAACGAGACCUGGACGAACGCUUACUUCAUACCCACCAUCCUCCGCUAUAUCUUCACUCUGAACGUGACGUGGCUGGUGAAUUCGGCGGCUCAUUUCUUCGGCAACAAGCCUUACGACAAAUACAUCAAUCCUUCGCAAAACAAAAGCGUCGCCAUAAUGGCCUUGGGCGAAGGCUGGCACAAUUAUCACCACGUCUUCCCGUGGGACUACAAGACGUCCGAGUACGGCAACUAUACAUUCAACAUCACAACCGCGUUCAUCGACUUCUUCGCGAAGAUCGGCUGGGCGUACGAUCUGAAGAGCACCUCAGAAGAUAUGGUGAAGAAGCGGGUGGAGAGAACCGGCGACGGCAGCCAUGAUCUGUGGGGUUGGGGCGACAAGGAUCAGACGCAGGAGGAGAGGGAUCAGGUGAUGAUGACGUAUAGUAGCGCGAAGAAUCAGUAGAGUAUGCGUCACGCGUGCGAGAGUCUCAGGUAUAAUGUAGACACUUUUUAGCAUUAGUUUACAGUAGAAGGGGCAGGGAAUUCAGUUAUUUUGUUUAUGCAGAUUCCAAGACAUUCUUCUCGCGAAAGAAAUAAAGAGAGGGAGGGAUGGGGGGAAACGAGUGACUGGGUCGAGAGCCGGCUUUCAGAAACUGUCGACGCGUUGCGCGAUUAUUUGGCGGGUUCCAUGUGUGAUGGUUUCUGAAGAUUCCGGCCAGUAGCGAAGACGAACAUUGUGAUUUUCUUUAACGAUAGUUGCGACACACGGUUUUGCCUCGGGACGGUUUUCCCACGCGCUCGAUCGAUAGCUGGUAAGACGGAUCGCUGCGAUUUCCGCGCGCGCUGCGCCACGUAUUAAUUAUCUGGGCACUUUGUACAGUUUGUAUAAUUUUUUAAACGCGUAAUUGUGUAACGGACAUGCAUAUGUCUUUGCGUAUAUGCGUAAUUGGUACGUACCGAUCGUGAACGCGCGAAUCAGCGUGCUUUCGCGCAUUGAAGCGAUUUGUCGCACUCACACAACUGAAUCAAAUUGCAGGAUAAUUGCGAUUAUCGAUUGUUAGCAGCAAGAUUGACAUGAAGCUUCUUCGACCAUUUAAGCUCGAAUGAGAUUCACGAAGAAGCACGAGAAUUUGAGUAAUAUUUAGGAGAAAUUAUAAACCGGUCCAGUUCUAAUGCUGACGUUAAAUAUGGGGUCUUUGAUAAUUUGUCUUUCGUACACACGAAACUCUCUUGAAAUCUGCUGCAGAGUUUGUCGGAUAUUUAAUCAAUUGCAUUCAACAUUUUCAUUGAUUUCGCAGGGAAUCGUUCGCGUUUUCUCGAUCGAAUGAUUCGCGUAUUCUUUGAUGUGUAAUCCCAACAGUGAUCGUGACGUGCUUCUUCAAUUGGAACCGUCCUUUCAGCGAUAUUGUCUGGAACGUCAACGAAAUUAAUUUAUCGGCGAACGUGAGCAUUAGCUUAUCGCGCCCUCCCUCUGAAAUGUGUAACCCUAGUGUAAGUGAAAGGAAGUCGAGAGAUCAAAUUUGCGGUGUCGAUCGACAGGAGUUAAUUGUAAGCAGUUAAUGAGAAAUUUUCUGUUUCGAUAGCAAGUAUCGAGCGAAUUGCGCGACUUUACGUUUCUUUCUUUUGUUCUUUAGUUCCUAUUUUUUACGGAUUUCAUAUGUUAAGUUAGUUCUCUUACCGGUUAAUCCGAUAUAACUUAUUUAUGCAAGAAAUAAAAAAAGGAAACUACGAAGAUUUAUACUAAUAAGGCGAGCGUCGCGAUAUAAUAAAGCAUGAGCACAUAAUAUUGUAUGAGAUGUCUGUAUUUUCACCGAUGUUAUUUCUUUCUCGAAAAUUGACUUGUGUGCGACACA